Messenger RNA from Lodderomyces elongisporus, 3438 nucleotides. It is a transcript of the gene MNL1, whose product is annotated as Mnl1p. The record is from RefSeq and is a predicted model, not a curated record. Gene Ontology annotation, biological process: regulation of transcription by RNA polymerase II. Gene Ontology annotation, molecular function: DNA-binding transcription factor activity; RNA polymerase II cis-regulatory region sequence-specific DNA binding. Bases 1 to 3438 code for a protein of 1145 amino acids. The transcript has a single exon. NCBI's taxonomy places the organism in Eukaryota, Fungi, Ascomycota, Pichiomycetes, Serinales, Debaryomycetaceae.
AUGGAGUCCAAUAUCAACUUGGACCAAUUUGAGUCUGAAUUCUACAACAAUUUUACAACCAAAUCUACACAGCCCAAAGAUGGAUUCUCAACUUUAGGUGCCACCCCAACUAACUACAACGAGAAUAAUGAGUUUGCCAUCACACCCGAUUCACAACAUAACCAAAAUGGCAAUGAUGCGGAUGUAGACAAUAACGGCCGUAUAGAGCUACUAUCGCACAAUUUCACUGCAAAGGAUUUGACUGAGAAUUAUAAUCAAGUAUACCCACAAAUUAAUGGAACAAGUGGUGCAAAUGGUGCAAAUGGUGCAAAUGCAAUCAAUGCUACUGAUGUCGCAGGCGUUGACGGAUUUGCUGAUGAGAACCCAUUCAACUCCCACUUGGAUGCGACAGCUUUCAAUACGGGUUCCUUGGAUUAUGGGUUAAAUCCAAACUAUAUCCAACAGCAAUCACAAGAUAAUAUAAAUAAUGGUCAGAUAGACAACUCCAGCUUGCAGCAAUUUGCUCUGUUGCAACAAGAACUACCAACUUUUCAAACACAAUCACAACUGAUGCAAAAAUUUGCUAUGAAUGAUGCAGCUGUUGGACUUGAUUUUGCUGAUAAUAAUAACACCAACACCAACACCAACACCAACACCAACACCAACACCAACACCAACACCAACACCAACACCAACACCAACACCAACACCAACACCAACACCAACACCAACACCAACACCAACACCAACACCAACACCAACACCAACACCAACACCAACACCAUUAACAAUAACAACAUUAACAAUAACAAUAUUAGCAAUAGCAAAAUGCCCGGAGCCUUUCAAAGUGGUUUCACAAACCAGAAUACGGAAACCGAUUCAAACAUUGCUAGUCUUCCCAUUUGCCAAGACAAUAUGGAAAUAGACGACUCGCCUCCUUUUACUAUUGAGCUGGAUAUAUAUUUUGACCAAACAUUAGAUGCCAAUUCUGUCAUCACCAGCAAUCCAAUACCGAAUCAUGAAUCUGACUCACUACAAAAGAACCGACUAUCCGUAUUUAGUCAAAGUACCGCACAUAGCAACAAUCCAAAUAACCUGCUAAGAAGUCCUGUUCAAUCGCAUGAUUACAAUGGUACGGUGUUUGAUAAUAACUCUAGAGUCUCAUCUUAUCAGAAUGUACAAAGUGCUGCACACCCUCAGGACAACCCAACCGCAUUCACUAACGGACGCAACAUAUACUUUGACAAUAAUGAACGACAACAGAUAAUGGGUGGACGAGUUAGGAACGGUUCCAUUGACUCUUACUAUGCUGCCAAUGUUAUAAAUCAACAUGCAUUGUAUCAGCAACAAGCUCCGCAGCAUUUAACACAAAGUACGAGCCAGCUUCAUCCACAUCCCAACUACCUUACUCAAAAUGGCACCCACGAGUUGUCGCCACUCACAACAACCACAUCCCAUACUCAUUCUAUAUCAUCUUUGCACUCGACACAAGCUUCAUUCUUUUCGGCGCAGCAAUAUAUGACAAGAAGUUCGAUGGAUCAACUGCUACUGCAACAGCAGCAACAGCAACAACAACAACAACAACAACACCGUUCGUCAUCCUCGCUUCAUCGCCCAUCACUGGACUAUGGUCGACAGUCUAUAGAGCUUCAACAACAAACACCACAGCAGCAACAACGAAACGCCAGGUAUUUGAGCUUUACCAACUCCCUUUCCAAUAUGAUUCCAUUUAUGGGAGAUAAAAACCAGCAAAGAUCACCACCUAAUAUUAAGCAGCAAAAUCCACAAACGCAGUCCCUAUUCAAGAAUACUGGAAAUAACAACAACAACAGCAGUAACAACAACAACAACAAUGCUAGUAACGGCACUGUUAACUCUGCCCCUCAGUCGAGACACCUAAUAAGAUCCAUAUUCAAGUCAAAUUACCAACAAGCAGGGGAUGACCAGAGAGAAGAUAAUUUUGCGAAAUUUGAAGGUGGCGAAGAUACGUAUAUGCAAGGUAUGACCGCUUCAAACUUAUCAAACCUUCCACCGGAAAUUACAGUAGGAACUAUGACCCCCAUGAAGGAGGAGAAUGAAUCUGAAGCUGAGAAUGUUAACCAGCAAACACAAGCAAAAAAGAUGAAGCCUCCCAAGCGAAGCCUUUUCACAAGAUUCAAAAGUUCUUCGGUGAAACAAGAAGAUGAAAAACCAUUACUCGAUGAAAAAACUUUUUCACAGGAUGAUUUUGAUAUGCUGGAACAAACACAACCUCAACUGAAUUCAAACCAGGCUUCAAGCGGUACUCCAUCAAUCAUGACAAACCUUUAUAUUGAAAAUUUGGAAAAUUCGGUAUCAGACUCCUCUCAGUCGGGAAUGGGUGCAGGUGCAGGUGCAGGUCUGGGAGCAGGUCUGGGAGUAGUUACUGGCGCAGGCACAGGAUCUGUGGAGCCUGAUUAUGCUGCUCUUUUCGAAAAUGUAGGUAAGCGGAAAGCCACAACUAGCAAUAACAAAAAGUCAAAAGAAAAGGAAAAAUCAAAAAGCAAAGAGGACCAAAAAUCACAACAAGGCUCGUCUUUCUUUUUUGGUGGUGGUAGCAAUGGUGGUCUUAGUAAUAAACAAGAAAAGCUUAACAUUGUCCGCAGCAACUCGUUUGCAGAUAACACGAGCGAGAACUGUGCUAGUCUUACCUCAUCAGAUGGCUCAUCGAUGGUGCAACAUCUUCCAUCCAAUGAUGGAGAUCAAAAUCGAUCAACUGCACCAUCAACUCCGGGUAACUCGACAUUGGCAUCAGCUUCAAAACGAAUUUUGGGAUCGAAACUUAUGCUGAAGAAUAGCGGUGGUGGCAAAAAACUUAACUCAAAGUCGUCGAAGAAACAGAAGGAGCCCGUGUAUGAAGAAGAACCGAUUAUUGCUUCGUUGGACACACCCGUGGCUACCAUGAUUUCAGAAGGCGUCGAAGUGCAAGUUGAUCUUGCUUCUUUAGACUUGCCGCCCGACACAAAGAUUUUUCCUACUUCCAUAAUCAAUUCAAAGAACCGUACUAGAGGCAGAAAAGAAAACAAGGAAGCCGAUAUGCAUGACGAGAGCAAAAUUUUUCUUUGUAACUAUUGUUCAAGAAGGUUCAAGAGACACGAGCAUUUGAAACGGCAUUUUAGAUCCUUGCAUACUUUUGAGAAACCAUAUGAUUGUACAAUUUGCAACAAGAAGUUUAGUAGGUCCGAUAACUUGAACCAGCAUUUAAAAAUACACAAGAUGGAAGAAGAGCAAGCCGCUGGCACUGCCGAGGCAGAAGCAGCAGAUGGAAAUGGUACUACUGGAGGAGGAAGAGAAGAGGUAGAGCGAGAAAACUCUGGUUUUGGUUUUGGUUUUGGGUUUGGUAGCGGGGGUGGUAGUGGUGGUGGUAAUGGCGUAAGUUCGACUAGAUCUGGCGAAGAUAGCAUCAUACAUACAAGCAUCAGCGAGUCAUCUGAUUUUUGA